AUGAUAUUUAUUCUUGAUGAUAACACCGAAGAUAAUGUUAAUAAUAUUGUUGAUAAUAUAGAUUUACUAGAUGCUGAUGUUCAAAUGUUUGAACAACAUGAGCAACAAGAGGAACAAGUGGAGAAGAAAACUAAAAAAAGGAGCUCUGAUGAGCCACUGAUGGACACACAUCAUACUGAUAAUCAAAUUCCAUUGGUAAGUGUAAAUUUUGAUGACAAUCAAAAGGAAAAUAUUGUUGAAAAUACUGAUGAAGAAGUACUGAUGAAUGAACACAAUGUGGAGACACAACCACCACCGGUCAAGGAUACCAUAGAGGAAGAGAAGACAAAAGAAGAUAAGACCAAGAAGGAGAAAACUAAGAAAGAAGUGGUAGAGAAAAAGGAGUCAAAGGAGAAGAAAAUAAUUGAUGAUGAUGAUGAUGACUUAGAGAAAAGGGAAGAUGCUAAGAAAGAACUUGAAAUCUUGAAUGUGACAUUUAGGCCACUAAAUGCCUCAGCUAUUCUUUUUGGUAGAUCAAUUGCAGACUUACAUCACAAACUUGAGAUGUAUAAACAUGAGCAGGUAAAAUCGGCUAGGCCAUUGAAGGAGCUCUAG
This is a messenger RNA of Cryptomeria japonica (Japanese cedar), 594 nucleotides long. RefSeq lists its product as uncharacterized. Bases 1 to 594 code for a protein of 197 amino acids. The transcript has 2 exons. Lineage: Eukaryota; Viridiplantae; Streptophyta; Pinopsida; Cupressales; Cupressaceae. The record is from RefSeq and is a predicted model, not a curated record.